CUCGUGUAUGGCCCACUGCCAAUCCCUGUCUCGAUGGAUUCCCUGAACGAUGUCGAUUACGUGUUCGUGUUUGCUGCUCGAUCGCAAACCAUAUUCCGUCGGCGAGCGCUCGACUCGCUCCUCGUCAUCUGCAGCCAGGAGGCCGGAGUGCCCGGUGGGCGGCGAUCCGGCUGGGGACCAUUUUUCCCAGGCAUAACAGCGUAGACGUCUCGGUGUUAUGUGUGUGCGGCAGCUCGAUACGUACAUAACAGCUGUCAGGAUCGACGGGCGGGUGCUGUUGUUCUGUUCUUCCUUUCUUUCCCUUUCCCUUUUCCUCGCUCCCCUCCCGUGGCCCUGCUUUGCCCACCCAUCUGCAUCCACGCCCGCAUUCCCCCUCGCACCAUACAAGCACUCGCCGAGACCAUGAGUGCCGCCCGCUCCGCCUCCCCGAAGAUGCCCGUCCUUCCCGGGAUCCAAGAGAUGUUCCCCGAACACCAGUUCGGCGUCGACGUUGGGCGCUACAGCCACCCACAUCCACGCAGCCAUCCGCAGACCCUGCUCCCUCACUCUCACAGCACAUGCGCGUGCCAGAGCAGCACAUGUCCCUGUGCCUACCCUCAUGCCACCCUCGGCCAGGGAGGCUGCGAUGGGCAUCAUCAGCACCAUCAUUUUGCCCCUCCACAACCGCAUCCCUUCGCGCCGACGUGCAAGCCGACGCGCGGCAGUGGCACCAGUCCGCUGUUGCUCCCACCCCCCGCACCACUACAGUUGCACGAGAAUCUACUCCGCACGUCAGAGCCGCAGCCCACAGAUCACGGUGAUACGAGUCAUCAUCGCGCGGCGCCCAUGAGCCCGCCCAUCACGGACAAUCAGAAUUCAAAGAUGCGGACCCGUUUCAUCUUUUCCCCGCUCUCGUCUGCACCUGCGAAGCGCGCCAGGGCGGACUCGGCCUCGGGCUCGUCGGCGUACCUGCAGCGCCUCGCGACGCGCCGGCGCGGAAGACAGCUCGAGGAGGACGAGUUCGAGGUCGAAGGCGAGGCGGAGGUGGACGAAGGGGUCGAGGACGAGCUGGAGAUGCGCAGCCGGAAACAUGUGUGUGAUAUCUGCGGCAAGCGAUUCAAUCGUCCUAGCAGUCUGCGGAUCCAUGUGAAUACCCACACGGGCGAGAUGCCGUUCACCUGUCCAUACCCACGCUGCGGACGUGCCUUCAACGUCAAUUCGAACAUGCGUAGACACUAUCGCAACCACUCCGCAUCCGAACCUACCACAUCGCCCCGCCCCUCGCCGUAUCAGAUUCCUUACCUCGAGUCACAACAAGCCAAUCCCCGUCCGCUGGCACUGGCCCCCGAUCCACACCGCAGCCCCACUCCGCCGGGUUCGACCUGGUCCGGCUCCUCGGCCUCAUCACCUGAGACGCCGCUGACGCCGCUCGACCACGGAUCCGGAAAUGCCGCUAAAAUCGCGCUGGGGCGAACAGCUCUAUGGCCUGAUUCGGAAGCGUCGGAGUUGGGGGUGGGACGCUAUUCUGAGAGUGAUGUGCGCAGCAUGCCGCGGUGAAGCGCCGAUUUGGGGUGUGAUUUAGAAAGGAAUGGUUAUCGUGUAUUUACGUUCUCGCGCUUUUGUAACUGUGCUAUUACUUAUCUUGCUGUGAAACCAACUCGGAAGCCGGCCUUUCUCGUGUCG
Molecule: messenger RNA, 1662 nt
Organism: Mycena citricolor
Lineage: Eukaryota; Fungi; Basidiomycota; Agaricomycetes; Agaricales; Mycenaceae
Source: the annotation of a GenBank genome assembly